GUGGAGGUGGAGGUGGGGGGGACGCGGGGCAGCGCAGGUUCCUGUCUGCGCUGGCUGCGGCCUGGCACUGAGAGGAGGGGCGGCCCCGGCCCCGGCCUCGGCGCAGGACUAUGGACCCGGCCGAGGCCGUGCUGCAGGAAAAGGCCCUCAAGUUCAUGCCCCGAAUACACAUGCCAAAAGAUGGAUUCCAACUUAUAUCUUCUGGAUACCAAGCAUGGCUAAAGCAGUGCUCUAUGCCCAGAUCUCUGUGGCUGGGCUGCUCCAGCCUGGCGGACAGCAUGCCCUCACUGCGAUGCCUGUAUAACCCAGGGACUGGCGCACUCCCAGCUUUCCAGAACUCCUCUGAGAGAGAAGACUGUAAUAGUGAUGAGCCCCCUAGGAAGAUCAUUCCCGAGAAGAAUUCACUUAGACAGACCUACAACAGCUGUGCCAGACUGUGCUUAAACCAGGAAACAGUAUGUCUAGGAAGCACUGCUAUGAAGACUGAAAAUUGUGUGGCCAAAACAAAACUUGCCAAUGGCACUUCCAGUAUGAUUGUGCCCAAGCAAAGAAAACUGUCUGCAAGCUAUGAGAAGGAGAAGGAACUCUGCGUCAAGUAUUUUGAACAGUGGUCUGAGUCUGACCAGGUGGAGUUUGUGGAGCACCUCAUCUCCCAGAUGUGUCACUACCAGCACGGACAUAUAAACUCAUACCUCAAACCUAUGUUACAGCGAGACUUCAUCACUGCACUGCCAGCUCGGGGAUUGGAUCACAUUGCUGAGAACAUUCUGUCAUACCUGGAUGCCAAAUCGUUGUGUGCUGCUGAGCUGGUGUGCAAGGAGUGGUACCGGGUGACAUCGGACGGCAUGCUGUGGAAGAAGCUCAUCGAGAGAAUGGUCAGGACAGACUCCCUGUGGAGGGGGUUGUCAGAGAGGAGAGGAUGGGGACAAUAUCUAUUUAAAAAUAAACCUCCCGAUGGGACUGCACCACCGAACUCCUUCUACAGAGCACUUUACCCCAAAAUUAUACAGGACAUAGAGACAAUAGAGUCAAACUGGCGGUGUGGAAGGCACAGUUUACAGAGAAUCCACUGCCGAAGUGAGACAAGCAAAGGCGUUUAUUGUUUACAGUAUGAUGAUCAGAAGAUAGUAAGUGGCCUACGAGAUAAUACUAUCAAGAUCUGGGAUAAGAAUACAUUGGAAUGCAAGCGAAUUCUCACCGGACACACAGGUUCUGUCCUGUGCCUCCAGUAUGAUGAACGGGUGAUUAUUACUGGAUCUUCGGACUCAACAGUCAGGGUGUGGGACGUAAAUGCAGGCGAGAUGCUGAAUACACUGAUUCACCACUGCGAAGCAGUACUACACCUCCGCUUCAAUAAUGGCAUGAUGGUGACAUGUUCCAAAGACCGUUCCAUUGCUGUGUGGGACAUGGCUUCACCAACAGACAUCACCCUGAGGAGGGUGCUAGUAGGGCACCGAGCUGCCGUCAACGUAGUGGACUUUGAUGACAAGUACAUUGUAUCAGCAUCAGGUGACAGAACUAUAAAGGUAUGGAACACUAGUACCUGCGAAUUUGUACGCACCUUAAAUGGCCACAAACGAGGCAUUGCAUGUCUGCAGUACAGAGACAGGCUAGUAGUGAGCGGCUCUUCAGAUAAUACUAUCAGGCUGUGGGAUAUCGAGUGUGGGGCAUGUUUACGAGUAUUGGAAGGCCAUGAAGAGUUGGUGAGAUGCAUACGCUUUGAUAACAAGAGGAUAGUCAGUGGGGCAUAUGAUGGGAAAAUUAAAGUAUGGGAUCUUGUGGCUGCUUUGGACCCCCGUGCUCCAGCAGGGACCCUCUGCUUGCGAACCCUUGUGGAGCAUUCUGGAAGAGUCUUUCGACUUCAGUUUGAUGAGUUCCAGAUCGUCAGCAGCUCACAUGAUGACACCAUCCUUAUCUGGGAUUUUCUGAACGAUCCAGCUGCCCAAGCAGAAUCCACUCGUUCCCCAUCCAGAACAUACACCUACAUCUCAAGAUAAAUAACACUACACUGUACCUCACACUCGCACAGGACUCAUUUAAGCUGCAGUAUUUAAAUUACCUGCCAAUGCCAGGACAAAAGAACUAUCCACGUAACCAAUACUUGCUGAAGAGAGAGGCUCUCAGACUUGUUUCUGGAACAAAGUUGGCAUGCGGUUGAUCUCGGACAGGGUCUACUCAGCGCGGCUGACUGCUAAAGUGCUGCUAUAUCAGAAGAUAACUUUUAUCUUUCAUGAACAGUUAACAUUUUUAAACCUUGCCAUCCCUUUCCUCCCUCAUCCCCCUCUUCCUGUUCACUCCUCUUCCCUUUACCCUAUUUGGUUCCCCUCCAAACCCAGUCACAGAUGUCCUAUGAAUAUAUUUAAGAUGUUGCCAGAAUGUGUUGCUUUGCUGUUAAGCAGAAGACUUAUAGCACAGUGCAUCCUGCUGAGAGAGUCAUUGCAAGGUGGGUGGGGAGGAGGCUGCUACUCUCAGACUGAAAUUAAUAUCCAUUGCUAGGCCUUUGAAAAAGCAUUCAGCUCUGAAGAGCAACAGAAACACUUAGAACAGCCAGACCAGGCCCCCCCAACUUCCCUGCGGCUUUUGGCUGUUUUGACUGCAGACCUAUUUUUUGUGGAGAGAGGACCCUUGAAAUUUGACUAUUACGAGCCAAAUCCAUCUCUUUCCUCUCCUGCCUGCUAUGCUAACCCUUUGGAAGCUGGAUGUGUAUCGUAGUCUCCCUUCACAUCUGCUUGGCUGGGGAAUGCUAGUCAAUGAAAAGUUAAACUCUCUUCUGCCAAAGUCCCAAGCAUGAUGGACUGGGGCUGAGAUCCCACCCACCCCUGCCCCAGGUAAAAUGUUGGCCCAGGGCAGUAUUUCACUAGCAAAGGGAUUGUCUGUACCAUCUUCCUCCUGCUGUUCUCCCUGAAGACAGUGUAUUGCUGAUGGCUUACAAAUCAUGCUGUAAAUUGGAGGAAGUAUGAGGCUAGGGUGAGGAGGAAAGCUGGACAUUGCUCCUUUCUUUCCAUUCCUUCUCCCCGGAGGCUGUAGCUGGGUGCUGAAAGAGGGAGCUGCUAAAAACCUUGCGGAGGUCUCAAGAUCGAGCCACCCUAGAGUGGAGACACUACACAAACACUCUGGCCGUGACAAUAAGACUUGCUCACAUGAAUGAGCAAAUGCACAGUCCCCUGGUGAUGGCAGAUAGAUAAAAUAAGUAUGGCCAUGAGUACAGUCAGUACAGUUAGCAGUGGCUCCAGGCUAGUUCUGCAGCAUUUCUGGGGCUGGCCUUGCUAGAAAGCCUUUGGAGGGAGAGCCUUUGGUGUGCUUCUCUAACCUAAGUGCAUGCUGCGUUGCAGUUUAGGGACACAGGCUGAUUAGUCCCUUUGCUGAUAGCUGAGCUGGAUCUUUGCUUUCUAGCUGAGCCUUUUGCAAAUUGCCAUUGUUUAGAAGAUAAAAAAAGCCCUAAAGAAGAGGGACAUGAGAGACAAUUCUGCAUGUCUCUGAACUAGACAGAGAGGUCUGGGGGAAAAUGGCUCUUUUUACAGAGCUGGAAGGAAUUGCAGCAGGCCUGCGUUUAGAUCAGAAAAGACUGUGUAAGUCAGUCCCUGGCCAUUCCAGGUUUGGGCCCAGAUCUUCCACUGUAGGUCUUGAAUAACCCCCGCUGCCUUAGUGGGGAGUGGCUCCGAUCCCACAGUAGGAAAUCGGGAUCCUUCGUCUCUGGACUGGGGGCUGGAGGAGUUUUAAACAGGCUUUGUUAGCACCUUCUAAACUUGGAAGUUCGUAGAUGGGAAAUUUUUUUAAGCUAUUCUCAUCAACUUCACUUUGCUGGGGAAGCAGUUGCAUUGUUUCUAAUUGCUUGGGAUGUGCUUUUUCCACCAAUGAAAUUUUGCAAGGAGCUAGGCCAAGAGUCCCCAAAGAGCAGUCCAGAGGGCUUAAAUCAUUUCGGUGACAGCUAAGACAGACAAGAAGGUGAUGGAGUUAUGGAGGAAGGGAAAGCUGGUGCUUGGGGAGUACCUAGUACAGUUCCUGAAGCACAUGGGCAGCAGUGUUGAGCACUCAGCUCCCUGUAUUUUCCUUGAGCCUAGAAACUACAUUAGUUCUAAAGAGCAUCUCAGAGCACAUGGUGACACUCCUGUUUUCUGUUUGAACUAUUACUGUAAAAGAGUCAAACAGUUCAACAACUGAGCUCUGUUCAGGUGACACUGACAGUGUGACUUACGUCUGCAGAGUCAUAAAAGUUCCAAGUCACAAUGAUAAGUUCAUCCACAACUAAUUUUGGCACUACUUUUAAGUCUAGGAAGGCUGUUUUGGAUUUCAGGCAGCUCUACAUAUCAGGCAUACUGCAGUCCCAAAGCCAAAAUGGCAAGGGAGCAGAGAGAAUCAAAGUUUACAUCCCAAACUUUGCUGAAUUGAAGUUCCGAGUCUUAUUCUUACUGUUAUUUGAACACUGUUCCUCUAAGUUCAGUUAUUACAAGAUCUGCAGUGUGGUUGCAUAUCAGCAGGUGUUUAUAUGACCUUGGCUGCAGAUUUAAUAGUUAUUUUCCUCAGUUUGGUCAUCCUCUUGUCUUUUACAUUUAGGUUAUUGUAGAAAACAAUGAUCUGUUACUCCAGCCUCUGAAGGCUGCAGAACUUCCUAAUAUUUUAAUUGCAUCUUUGUGGCCAACACCUACAAGGAUGCAUUUUAUUUUGCUACUUGAGAGAAUUUGGGAGAACUGGAAGACUGGCUGGCCAAACACAGAGACAACACCAUUGCAGAUUGUCCUUGGUUGUCAUAGCCCUGCUGCUCCAUGCUGCUAUUCUGUAACUUCUAAGCACUGUUGGGUCUUCAAGUGGUACCAUAGUUUGAACUCUGCUAUAUAGAGCUGUUUAAGGUACAGUUAGUGAGCAACAGCUGAAAUCCAUUUUUGGCACACGGUAAGAACAGUGUCUUACCCUCAAGAAAGGACUGUGUCUGGGUACUUCAUACAGAACCGCAGAAGGGCAAGCAUUCCUACCCCACUCCCUGAGUUGUACAAAUUUUCUCAUAGCUAAGAAGGAAACUGAAGUUAACUGAUCUAACUUGAACUUGAAACUGCCACAGCCUGACAUUUGGUGGUGUUUAUUGUG
Haliaeetus leucocephalus (bald eagle) is the source of this 5082-nucleotide messenger RNA. It is a transcript of the gene BTRC, whose product is annotated as beta-transducin repeat containing E3 ubiquitin protein ligase. NCBI's taxonomy places the organism in Eukaryota, Metazoa, Chordata, Aves, Accipitriformes, Accipitridae. Gene Ontology annotation, molecular function: protein dimerization activity. The record is from RefSeq and is a predicted model, not a curated record. The coding region runs from base 111 to 1997 and encodes 628 amino acids. The transcript is spliced from 16 exons.